Messenger RNA from Aphis gossypii (cotton aphid), 2828 nucleotides. RefSeq names its product beta-TrCP (gene slmb). Gene Ontology annotation, molecular function: protein dimerization activity. Lineage: Eukaryota; Metazoa; Arthropoda; Insecta; Hemiptera; Aphididae. Bases 962 to 2527 code for a protein of 521 amino acids. The transcript has 11 exons. The record is from RefSeq and is a predicted model, not a curated record.
CGAGUUCGACUCUUCGUGUGUCGCGUGUGCGCGUCUCGAGUACGCGGUCGUGCUUUCCGUCCUCGCGUAGUCGUCGUACGAUAUUCACGUAAAAUUUAACGUGUGUGAACGCCGCCGCCGCCGCCGCUCGACUCGUCCUGUGACUCGGAAAACGCUCGUCCUUUUACGUACAUCAUCAUACCGUUGUUUCGCGUAUACGUCGAUAAAGCAUUUUUUUUUUUUUGCGUUACCCGUCUAUUUUUUCGCCGUGGGAUCCGAAUAGUCGCCGCCAAACGCUUUUAGAAUUUCCCGUACCCGGAAAUGUGCUACAUUUAAUCUAAUCGUUUUUCUUUUCGAUAUUCUGUUAUAUAUACUGUCGGAUCGGUAGACUUUGAUGCGUCCCCGUAAUUCCCAUUUGUGGCAUAACAACAAAACUGUUAUAAUAUUAAUCAUAAAAAUAUAAUAUGUCGUGCGUAUCCCUUAAGUAGGUAAAUACCUAAUGGAAAAUGUCUAAUGGUUCUCCAUUUUUGUAUGUUUUACCGAAAGUCGUGUUAAAAUAGAAAACUGUCCCUACUGUCAAUUUUCGAUUAAAUGUUUUUAUGGAUAAUCAAAUUACUCGUCUAACUAUGUAUGUUAAAUAUUAAAUAGAAUAAACUUUCUAUAGUAUGAGAAAAUAAAUAAAUACAGAUCUCUCUCUCUCUCUCAAAAAAAAGUGGCCCAAAAGAAAAGCGAUUUAUAUGUAUUUAAUCGCUAUCAACUGAACGGGAAAAGCGUAAAAAUCUAAAUUUCACAUCGCGUAAGGUCGAAUGCCACGAUCACCGUGACAAUGAGCCAGUGAUAAAGUAAAAGCGUUUCAAAUCAUAUUUUCCUGCGUGUACUGCUGUGUAGUGUCUAAAUAAAUUGUAUAGUAAACGAUUACGAGUAUUUUCCUUUCAAACCAUCGUUUAUUUAUAUAAUAACAUACAGUAUUGCUUGUGUCAAAAUGGUUCUAGUUGAACAAUAUCCACCAAUGACGAUCUUAUACGAUCCAACAAUUAGAAAAGAUUCCACAACCAAUGGUGUUACAUCUCCACAAUUUGCCACUGAACAAGAGUUGUGUCUUAUGUACUUUGAUAAAUGGAGCGAACAGCACCAAAUCGACUUUGUCGAACACCUAUUGGCACGCAUGUGUCAUUACCAACAUGGACACAUCGACACAUAUCUAAAACCUAUGUUACAAAGAGAUUUCAUAUCACUCUUACCCAAAAAAGGCCUAGACCAUGUGGCUGAAAAUAUUUUAUCUUACCUUGAUGCCGAAUCUUUAUAUGCUGCAGAAUUGGUAUGUAAAGAAUGGUAUAGGGUAAUUUCAGAAGGUAUGCUUUGGAAAAAGCUAAUUGAACGAAAAGUACGUACAGAUUCAUUAUGGCGAGGACUUGCUGAACGAAGAGGGUGGAUUCAGUAUUUGUUCAAACCAAAGCCAGGUGAACAUCACCCAGAUCACUUCUCCUACAGGGCUCUGUUUCCUAAAAUUAUACAAGACAUAGAAAGUAUAGAAUCAAAUUGGCGAACUGGCCAUUUUCUAUUACAAAGGAUAAAUUGCCGUUCAGAAAAUUCCAAAGGUGUUUACUGUUUACAGUAUGAUGACAAUAAAAUUGUCUCAGGUUUACGUGAUAAUACCAUUAAAAUAUGGGAUAGAAAUACAUUAGAAUGUGUUAAGGUAUUAACUGGCCAUACCGGGUCAGUUUUAUGUUUGCAAUAUGACGACAAAGUGAUUGUGAGCGGUUCCAGCGAUAGUACAGUUCGUGUUUGGAAUGUUGCUACGGGUGAAAUGGUUAAUACUCUAAUACACCACUGUGAAGCAGUCUUACAUUUAAGGUUUAGCAACAAUAUGAUGGUCACUUGUUCAAAAGAUCGAUCAAUAGCUGUAUGGGAUAUGGUAUCAACUAGUGAAAUGACUUUGCGUCGUGUCUUGGUUGGUCAUCGAGCUGCAGUAAACGUUGUUGAUUUUGAUGAUAAAUACAUUGUAUCAGCUUCUGGAGACCGUACUAUUAAAGUAUGGAAUACAUCAAGCUGUGAGUUUGUGCGUACCCUUAAUGGUCACAAACGUGGUAUUGCUUGUCUUCAAUAUAGAGAUCGAUUAGUAGUUAGUGGAAGUUCUGAUAAUACCAUUAGGUUAUGGGAUAUUGAAUAUGGUGCUUGUUUGAGAGUACUCGAAGGCCACGAAGAACUGGUACGAUGCAUUAGAUUCGAUAGUAAAAGAAUUGUCAGUGGCGCAUAUGAUGGGAAAAUUAAAGUAUGGAAUUUAGUAGCAGCUUUAGAUCCCAGAGCUCCAGCAUCUACUUUAUGUCUACGUACACUUAUGGAGCAUUCGGGACGAGUGUUUCGACUCCAGUUUGACGAGUUCCAAAUAGUCAGCUCUUCACAUGAUGAUACAAUACUUAUUUGGGACUUCCUCAACUAUAAUGAUACAAAUAAUUCAGCAGCGGGUACAUCAAAUAAUGUCUUGCAUGGUGGUUCUAAUGCACACACAAAUGACACCCUUCCUCCUUUACCUCCUGGUUUUGAGUAACCUAAUGGGCUAGUCAUAUGCAAUUGACUGGAUCAAGUUCGUAUAUAAUAAUAAUAUACAGAACUCGUCUUAAAAUAUCACUAAAAGAUGGUAAAACAAUAUUCUAUCACAUCUUGUUCUCAUUUUAUUUAUUUAUAUAUAUGUACAUGUAUAUAACAGUAUAUAUUUAUGUAUGUAUAACAUAAUUAAUAACUACAAAAACGCCCAAAAUAACUGUGCCAAUGUUCAGAUGUUCUCUAUUACCUUUAUUGUAAGAACACGUGAUGUUUCUCAUUUCAAAUACACUAUACUUAUAUAUGCA